Schistocerca cancellata (South American locust) is the source of this 447-nucleotide messenger RNA. RefSeq names its product collagen alpha-1(VI) chain-like. The transcript has a single exon. Lineage: Eukaryota; Metazoa; Arthropoda; Insecta; Orthoptera; Acrididae. The record is from RefSeq and is a predicted model, not a curated record. The coding region runs from base 1 to 447 and encodes 148 amino acids.
AUGCACGGCAUCCGGGGGGCGAGGGGCAAGAGAGAGGCGCACGGCAUCCGGGGGGCGAGGGGCGAGAGAGAGACGCACGGCGUCCGGGGGGCGAGGGGCGAGAGAGAGACACACGGCGUCCACGGGGCGAGGGGCGAGAGAGAGACGCACGGCAUCCGGGGGCGAGUGGCGAGAGAGAGAGACGCACGGCGUCCGGGGGGCGAGGGGCGAGAGAGAGACGCACAGCGUCCGGGGGACGAGGGGCGAGAGAGAGAGGCAUGGCGUCGGGGGGGCGAGGGGCGAGAGAGAGACACAAGGCGUCCGGGGGCCAGGGGCAAGAGAGAGAUGCACGGCAUCCGGGGGGCGAGGGGCGAGAGAGAGAGGCAUGGCGUCGGGGUGGCGAGGGGCGAGAGAGAGACGCACGGUGUCCGUGGGGCGAGGGGCGAGAGAGAGUCGCACGGCGUCUAG